CCACGGGAAAAGCAGCCGUGGGCGCCAGGCUCGCCGUGGCGCGCGGUGUGUGAAGGGCAGCGGACAGGAUGCGAGCGCAGCGGCCGGGGCGGCUCUGGGCAGCUCUGCUGGCGCUGGGGACACUGGCGGGCGUUGUCGUUGGAGAGUCCAACAUCUGUACCACACGAGGUGUGAACUCCUGCCAGCAGUGUCUGGCCGUGAGUCCUGUGUGUGCCUGGUGUUCAGAUGAGGCUCUGCCUCAGGGCUCACCCCGCUGUAACCUGAAGGACAGCCUGCUGAAGGACAACUGUGCCCCAGAGUCCAUUGAGUUCCCAGUCAGCGAGGCCCAGAUCCUGGAGGAUAGACCGCUCAGCACUAAGGGCUCUGGAGACAGCGCCCAGAUCACUCAAGUCAGUCCCCAGAGGAUUGCCCUUCGACUACGGCCAGAUGAUUCGAAGACUUUUUCACUUCAAGUGCGGCAGGUGGAGGAUUACCCUGUAGACAUCUACUACUUGAUGGAUCUGUCCUACUCCAUGAAGGAUGAUCUAAAGAACAUCCAGAACUUGGGUACCAAGUUGUCUUCUCAGAUGCGCAAGCUUACCAGCAACCUUCGGAUUGGCUUUGGGGCCUUUGUGGACAAGCCUGUGUCACCAUACAUGUUCAUCUCCCCACCAGAGGCCCUCAAAAACCCUUGUUACAGUAUGAAGACUUCAUGUUUGCCCAUGUUUGGCUACAAACACGUGCUGACGCUAACUGACCAGGUGACCCGCUUCAAUGAGGAAGUGAAGAAACAGAGUGUGUCACGUAACCGAGAUGCCCCCGAGGGCGGCUUUGACGCCAUCAUGCAGGCUACAGUCUGUGAUGAAAAGAUUGGCUGGAGGAAUGAUGCAUCCCAUUUGCUGGUGUUUACCACCGAUGCCAAGACCCACAUUGCACUGGAUGGGAGGCUGGCAGGCAUUGUCCUGCCCAACGAUGGGCAGUGUCACAUUGGCAGUGACAACCAUUACUCUGCCUCUACAACUAUGGAUUACCCGUCUCUGGGGCUGAUGACUGAGAAACUAUCCAAGAAUAACAUUAACCUGAUCUUUGCAGUCACUGCAGAUGUGGCCAACCUCUACCAGAAUUAUAGUGAGCUCGUCCCGGGGACCACAGUGGGAAUCCUGUCUGAUGACUCAAGCAAUGUCCUCCAGCUCAUUGUUGAUGCUUAUGGGAAAAUCCGCUCGAAAGUGGAGCUGGAAGUGCGUGACCUCCCUGAAGAGCUGUCACUGUCCUUCAAUGCCACUUGCCUCAACAAUGAGGUCAUCCCAGGCCUCAAGUCUUGUGUGGGUCUCAAGAUUGGAGACACGGUGAGCUUUAGCAUCGAGGCCAAGGUACGCGGCUGCCCCAAGGAGAAAGAGCAGUCUUUCACUAUCAAGCCUGUGGGCUUUAAGGAUAGCCUUACUGUCCAAGUCACCUUUGACUGUGACUGUGCCUGCCAGGCCUCUGCCCAGCCUCUCAGUCCACGCUGCAACAACGGCAAUGGGACCUUUGAGUGUGGAGUGUGCCGCUGUGACCCGGGAUGGCUGGGAGCCAUGUGUGAGUGCUCUGAGGAGGACUACCGACCCUCCCAGCAGGAAGAGUGCAUCUCCAAGGAGGGCCAGCCCAUCUGCAGCCAGCGAGGCGAGUGCCUCUGUGGCCAGUGUGUCUGCCACAGUAGUGAUUUUGGCAAGAUCACCGGCAAGUUCUGUGAGUGCGAUGACUUCUCCUGUGUCCGCUACAAAGGAGAGAUGUGCUCUGGCCAUGGCCAGUGCAACUGUGGGGACUGCGUGUGUGACUCAGACUGGACUGGCUUCUACUGCAACUGUACGACACGCACUGACACCUGCUUGUCCAGCAACGGGCUGCUGUGCAGCGGCCGGGGCAACUGUGAGUGUGGCAGCUGUGUCUGCGUCCAGCCAGGCUCUUACGGAGACACCUGUGAGAAGUGUCCCACUUGCCCAGAUGCCUGCUCAUUUAAGAAGGAGUGUGUGGAGUGUAAGAAGUUCAACCGGGGAACCCUCCACGAAGAAAACACCUGCAGCCGCUACUGUCGAGAUGAUAUCAGGCUUGUGGCAGAACUGAUGGAUACUGGCAAAAAUGCAGUGAACUGUACCUACAAGAAUGAGGAUGACUGUGUUGUCAGAUUCCAGUACUAUGAAGACACCAGUGGAAGGGCCAUCCUGUAUGUGGUGGAAGAGCCAGAGUGUCCCAAGGGUCCUGACAUCCUGGUGGUCCUGAUGUCAGUGAUGGGAGCAAUUCUGCUCAUCGGUCUUGCUACUCUGCUCAUCUGGAAGCUACUCAUCACCAUCCAUGACCGGAAGGAAUUUGCUAAAUUUGAGGAAGAACGAGCCAGAGCAAAAUGGGACACAGCAAACAACCCACUGUUUAAAGAGGCCACCUCCACCUUCACCAACAUCACCUACCGGGGCACUUAAUGAGAAGAAGUCAUCCUUAGACCUUUGUCAGCUUAGGCCAGAUUUGUCAGACUGUCGGAGUCUCUGCCAUCAUGUUUACAGGGGACAGUAUUUGUGGGUGGGAUCUGGGGCUUGGAUUGGGAUGGGCUGGAAAAAUAUCAGUAUGUGGGAGUGUAUCUGUGUGUGUGUGUGUGUGUGUGUGUGUGUGUGUGUGUGUGUGUAUUGAGUGCAGGGAAAUGUGUAGUUGAAAACUUGUGGCGGGUCCCCAUAGACAGAGCUCCACAGCCUUUGUCCUAGAAUCCCUCCUGAAGGGGAUCUUUCUGCUUAGCUUGAGGGGAACUCAUGAUGCUGAGCAGGCGCUCUCCCUUACCUCUGAGAAUCCAGCUUGCCUUGUCAGGCCAUUCUCCCAGAGGGAAGGGCGGGCCUCCAGUACUUAGUUCCAGGGGAAGCGAAGCCAGGCCUUGGCUCUAUACUGGGUUUGUACGUUCUGGCUCUUGGUGCUGUCAGCAGCUAUGGUAGGAACUGCGUAUCUUUGAAGCCCAGUUGUAUCAUUUGCGCCUCUGCCUGCCUCCCCUUGCUCGGGCGGAGGGUGGAGUUAGGGGAGAAUUGAGACCUCCAGAGUUGCCUGCAUCUUUUGCCAUCACCUCAGUCCUGCUAUGGGUCUCUCAUUAGGAAAGUCCUUGCUGCCUGGCAGGACCACUCAGGGGUUAUGCAUGGCCUGGGGGAUGUUUGUAACAGAAGUCAUUCUUCCCUAGAGAUCCGUGUAGAAGUGUCAUUGUUACAUCAACGCUGCCUCUUAUCUCCGGCUUCCACAUUCUCGUUGUUACAGACAUUUGCUGUGCACCAAGGAUAUCGCUCAUGACCAAAUGCUUUCCUCUCAGGGCAGAGGGCUACGGUCAGAACUAGAGGUCUAGCCCGCUUCUCCAGCUCGUCUGCUCCUCUUCCCAGGCACCCCCACACACCUCAUCCCUUGCCUCUGUGUGCUCCACCCAUCCAUGGGGGUGAUUGUCUUUAGCUACCUCUUGGGUGUCUUGUGAAGGAGUCGUUCCUAUUCGUGCGCUGGGCAAAGUGCCGGGAAGGAAUGACAGGCCAGUAGGGUCUGCAUGUGUGGCCUGUUCUCCUAUGGGUUGGACAACCUCAUUUUAUCUUAGCCUUUAAUCCGGGAGGCCACAAGUGCAAUUUUAUUUUAUUCUCUAUGGGGACACCCAAAACCAUGAUGAGGUUCACUCACUGUAAGGGAGCGUGUAUAUAAACACAGUUGCAUUAUUAUAUUUGUAAUUUUAUGUGAUGACAAAGGAGGGCAUAAAAAAACCCACAGACUGUGUGGGACACAGGCACUCCCUUGUGGCAUCAUUCUUAGUAACUCACCACUCACUUGCUGGGUCUCUAAGGGGCCCCCUCUUCCUGGAAGCAUGUGAGGGUGGGCAUGCGGACAUAUUGGACCUUUCUCAAGGAGGAUGUUAAAAACCAACCCCCAAUCUCCUAAGGAGAGAAGACCUAUUACUGUGAUCUUGAUGAUCAGAAAAUCGGAGUCCUGGCCUCAGGAUUGCAGCUAUUUUUUUUAAAUGUUAAAGUCACUUUCUUUGAUCUGGAGUUCAGUUUUCUAGUUUGAAAAAUAAUGAGUUUGAACCAGCUACUUGGAAGGUCUAUUGCAAGUGUCAAUAUUCUUUUUAACUUUUUGAAAGACAGGGUCAUAUGUAGCCCAGGAUGGCCUUGAACUUGCUGUGUUAGCCAAGGAUGACUUGAACUUCUGAUCCUCUUUGCCUUCACCUCUCAGGUGCUAGAAUUAAGGGCAUGUGCUGUCAUGCCUAGUUUAUGCGGUGCUGGGAAUAGAACCUGGGACUUCACACGUGCUAGGAGAGAACACUAUCAGUAUCCUAAGAUGCUGAGAUUGAAUAUGGCAUCAAGCAUACAGCCAAGAUUCUGUGUGUGUAUAAGGGGGCUGGGAUGUUGUUUGGUGGUAGAGCACUUAUGGAAUACCCUGGGUUUGAUUCCCAGAACUGAAAACGUGUGCGUGUGCGUGGUGUGUUUUGCUGGUCUUUGUCCUUCAGUUUUGAGAUCUGAAUCCAUUGGCUUUUACAAGAGCAGAUGUCAUUCUCAUAAUGUCACAAUGAGUCUUGUUCUUUCUCAGAACCCCUGCAUCUUUUUUUAGUGGGUGCAUCUAAUGUAGCACUUAGUUAUCAUCCAAUUGGUUAUUUCAUGCUCAUUCUGCAUACAUUUGCAUCUUCAUAUCUGGGAAGACCAUCAGUGAGGAUGAUCCAGGUGUUAGUGUUGAGAACAGGCCUCGAGAACAGGAAUAAGCCUGUCCUGUCCUGUCUUGUCCUUGGGUUACUCUGGGGUUAGCAGGUAGGAUGUGGUAGGAGGAUGAGGGAGGGACCGGGAAGAGUGGUCACAGAUCCAAGAAGUUUAAAUAUUAACCAUCGCAUUUAGCUACUGAGACAGAGUUCAUCCAUGAGAGUAGAGUGGGAUUUUCUUUAGAGAAGAUGGUUUAGAUGAGGAAACUAAGAGAGGAGAAGAAAAUGCAUUACAAGGAUGAAGAGGUGAGCGGGAAUCUAGUGUUUCUGGAAUGAGGCUCAUGGUUCUUGAUGACCAGCGCUGUUCUUCAGGACAUGGGAAUACCUGGAGCUGUUUUCACCAGAGGCCCAGGAACAUCUAAAAUUGUUCCGACCUUGAGCAACAGCACAGAGGAUGGUGCCCUGUUCUUUUACAGGUGAUUUCUGCCCAGUCUCAGGGUCUGAGGACAAUAAUAGGAAGUGGAACACACCUGCCUGUUCCACUUGGAGUCAGUUGUUUAUCUCGCAGACAUUCUGAAGCUGCAUCAAGGUAUUUCUUCGUCAGUUUCUGGUUGAGAUUGCUUCAGCACCAUCCCGGCUUCCUCGGCACCUCCUCUGAGUCAUGUCACAGAAUUAAAUGUGCUUUCCUAAA
Messenger RNA from Mesocricetus auratus (golden hamster), 5336 nucleotides. RefSeq names its product integrin subunit beta 3 (gene Itgb3). The transcript is spliced from 15 exons. Lineage: Eukaryota; Metazoa; Chordata; Mammalia; Rodentia; Cricetidae. Gene Ontology annotation, cellular component: focal adhesion; integrin complex; cell surface. Gene Ontology annotation, molecular function: fibronectin binding; fibrinogen binding; integrin binding. The record is from RefSeq and is a predicted model, not a curated record. Gene Ontology annotation, biological process: cell migration; cell adhesion mediated by integrin; cell-matrix adhesion. Bases 69 to 2432 code for a protein of 787 amino acids.